This is a messenger RNA of Triplophysa dalaica, 4974 nucleotides long. Its product is annotated as GTPase IMAP family member 8-like. Gene Ontology annotation, molecular function: GTP binding. The record is from RefSeq and is a predicted model, not a curated record. NCBI's taxonomy places the organism in Eukaryota, Metazoa, Chordata, Actinopteri, Cypriniformes, Nemacheilidae. The coding region runs from base 67 to 3291 and encodes 1074 amino acids. The transcript has 10 exons.
GAAAAACUGAAAGUAAUAACUUAAGACAGUGGAGCCGAGUUUACUCUGAAACUUCUCCUGGGAAACAUGUCAAGUGACACUCAGUAUCUCUCAGAGUUGAGGAUUGUGUUAAUGGGGUAUAAAGGAGCUGGAAAGAGUUCAUCAGGAAACAUCAUCCUGAACAGAGAAGAGUUUGACCUGAAGAGAACUGCCCAGUGUGUGAAGAGACAGAGAGAAGUAGCAGACAGACACAUCACUGUCAUAGAAGCUCCAGGAUGGUGGAUUGAUGUUCCUGUAGAAGAGAGCUCUGAGUUACUGAAACAAGAGAUUUUACUCAGUGUGUCUCUGUGUCCUCCAGGACCUCAUGUUGUUCUACUGGUUAUACGUGUGGACAUUAGAUUUAAAAUGGAUGAGAGAAAAGUAUUUCAAGGGUAUGUGGAUCUUCUCAGUGAGAGAGUCUGGAGUCACACUAUAGUGCUCUUCACUCAUGGAGACUUUCUAGGAGACACAUCUAUAGAGCAACACAUUGAGAGUGAAGGAGAGGAUCUCCAGUGGCUGGUGGAGAAAUGUGGGAACAGAUAUCAUGUUCUAAACAAUAAGAACAGAAGUGAUGACACUCAGAUCAAAGAUCUGCUGGAGAAGAUAGAAGAGACUGUGACACAAAACAACGGCUGCCAUUUUGAAAUAGACAGAAAGAUUUUACAGGAGCUGGAGGAGAAAAGAAGAGCAGAAGAAGAGAGAGCAGAAGAACGAGUGAAGAGGAUGAAGAAACAGAGAGAGAUGAUCAGAUCACAGAUGAGUGAGAAGCUCUCAGAGUUGAGGAUUGUGUUAAUGGGGGGUAAGGGAGGUGGGAAGAGUUCAUCAGGAAACAUCAUCCUGAACAGAGAAGAGUUUGACCUGAAGACAACUGCUCAGUGUGUGAAGAGACAGAGAGAAGUAGCAGACAGACACAUCACUGUCAUAGAAGCUCCAGGAUGGUGGAUUGAUGUUCCUGUAGAUCAGAGCUCUGAGUUACUGAAACAAGAGAUUUUACUCAGUGUGUCUCUGUGUCCUCCAGGACCUCAUGUUGUUCUACUGGUUAUACGUGUGGACAUUAUAUUUAAAGAAAAUGAGAGAAAAGUAUUUCAGGGGUAUUUGGAUCUUCUCUGUGAGAGAGUCUGGAGUCACACUAUAGUGCUCUUCACUCGUGGAGACUUUCUAGGAGACACAUCUAUAGAGCAACACAUUGAGAGUGAAGGAGAGGAUCUCCAGUGGCUGGUGGAGAAAUGUGGGAACAGAUAUCAUGUUCUCAACAAUAUGAACAGAAGUGAUGACGCUCAGAUCAAAGAUCUGCUGGAGAAGAUAGAAGAGACUGUCACACAAAACAACGGCUGCCAUUUUGAAAUAGACAGAAAGAUUUUACAGGAGCUGGAGGAGAAAAGAAGAGCAGAAGAAGAGAGAGCAGAAGAACGAGUGAAGAGGAUGAAGAAACAGAGAGAGAUGAUCAGAUCACAGAUGAUUGAGAAGCUCUCAGAGUUGAGGAUUGUGUUAAUGGGGGGUAAAUGUGCUGGAAAGAGUUCAUCAGGAAACAUCAUCCUGAACAGAGAAGAGUUUGACCUGAAGACAAUUGAUCAGUGUGUGAAGAGACAGAGAGAAGUAGCAGACAGACACAUCACUGUCAUAGAAGCUCCAGGAUGGUGGAUUAAUGUUCCUGUAGAGAAGAGCUCAGAGUUACUGAAACAAGAGAUUUUACUCAGUGUGUCUCUGUGUCCUCCAGGACCUCAUGUUGUUCUACUGGCUAUACGUGUGGACACUAGAUUUAAAGAGGAUGAGAGAAAAGUAUUUCAGGAGUAUGUGGAUCUUCUCAGUGAGAGACUCUGGAGUCACACUAUAGUGCUCUUCACUCAUGGAGACUUUCUAGGAGACACAUCUAUAGAGCAACACAUUGAGAGAGAAGGAGAGGAUCUCCAGUGGCUGGUGGAGAAAUGUGGGAACAGAUAUCAUGUUCUCAACAAUAAGAACAGAAGUGAUGACACUCAGAUCAAAGAUCUGCUGGAGAAGAUAGAAGAGACAGUGACACAAAACAACGGCUGCCAUUUUGAAAUAGACAGAAAGAUUUUACAGGAGCUGGAGGAGAAAAGAAGAGCAGAAGAAGAGAGAGCAGAAGAACGAGUGAAGAGGAUGAAGAAACAGAGAGAGAUGAUCAGAUCACAGAUGAGUGAGAAGCUCUCAGAGUUGAGGAUUGUGUUAAUGGGGUCUAGAGGAGCAGGAAAGAGCUCAGCAGGAAACAUCAUCCUGAACACAGAAGAGUUUGACCUGAAGACAACUGAUCAGUGUGUGAAGAGACAAAGAGAAGUAGCAGACAGACACAUCACUGUCAUAGAAGCUCCAGGAUGGUGGAUUAAUGUUCCUGUAGAGAAGAGCUCUGAGUUACUGAAACAAGAGAUUUUACUCAGUGUGUCUCUGUGUCCUCCAGGACCUCAUGUUGUUCUACUGGUUAUACGUGCAGAUGUUAUAUUUAAAGAAAAUGAGAGAAAAGUAUUUCAGGGGUAUGUGGAUCUUCUCAGUGAGAGAGUCUGGAGUCACACUAUAGUGCUCUUCACUCAUGGAGACUUUCUAGGAGACACAUCUAUAGAGCAACACAUUGAGAGUGAAGGAGAGGAUCUCCAGUGGCUGGUGGAGAAAUGUGGGAACAGAUAUCAUGUUCUCAACAAUAAGAACAGAAGUGAUGACACUCAGAUCAAAGAUCUGCUGGAGAAGAUAGAAGAGACAGUGACACAAAACAACGGCUGCCAUUUUGAAAUGUUACAGAAGGUGAAGGAGAAAAGAAGAGCAGAGGAAAAGAAAGCAGAAUCACAGAUGAUGAGUGAGGAUGAGAUGUCUUACAUAGUCUCUCUGAGAAGGUCUGCUUAUAGAUCAUUCAGAUCUCGAUCAGGUGCAGACAAAAGUUCAGUUUUUGCAUCAUUACACUCUAAAGACUCUCCGAUCUCAUUUACUGGUGGAUCAUACAACAAGAGGUUACCACAACCAUUGAUGAGUGAGGAUGAUAUGUUUGACACAGUCUCUUUGAGAAGUUCUGCUUAUGGUUCAUUCAGAUCUCGAUCAGGGAUUGAAGAUCAGAUGCUUGAAACAGUCUCUCUUGAAAGUUCUGGAUAUGGAUCAGUCUUAUCUCUAUCAAGUGACAACAGUUCAAUUUUUGCAUCAUCAUUCUCCAUUGACUCCAAAGAAUUACCUCCCAGUUUUGCAGAUGGAUCUGUACCCUCCACUCCUCAGUCUGUGGAACAUUCACAAAUCAAAACAACAAAGAACACAUCCACGAUCUUGAAAUUAUGAAGAGUCAAACAGAAUAAAUGAGAAGAAAAAAUAUGUAAUGUUAUUUGUCCUAAAGAAAACCAAUGAAUGAAUUAAUUUGUAACCGACUCAACACAAACUCUAUUUGAUAAAUUAAAUCUAAACUACUACCUUAUUCCCCCAAUAAUGGUUUAACUGAUACAGGUAACUAACAUCACUAAACCACAAUUACACAGAGCAGAGAAUACAGUUUGUGAUCAAGGUCAUUUACACGGAUGACAUUUUUGAUAUUGUGUACAGUAACAUGUCAUGUUUUAUCAUGUAAAUAUAAUAAUGGAAAAUAUGUUUAUGUACUUAUCUCAAUCAGAAAUUAUAUGGAUUAUAUACUUCAAAAUAUUUGUACCACUUGAUACUCACUUUAAUAAUGCUUAGAAAUAAUAACUAAAGUUGUUGAUGUGGUGUUGUUUUACUAUGGAAGCAAAUAAGAGACAUAAUGUUUUGAAAUUUAACAGCCUAUGAAUACUUGAUUUUGAAUUAUUUUACUUUGGAAACCAUGUAUCUGAAUUUAUUUGUUUCGAAUUUACCUCUAUGAAAUUUAAAUAUGAAAAUUCUUGAUUUACAAUUUAAAAACCUGAAUUUAAUGCUCACAAAUUCAGAUACAAAAAAAAACUUACAGAAUUUCAGAUAAAAUACAUUCAGAUUGAUCAAAUUUGAUUGCUCUUAUUCAGAUCUCAAAUUUCAAGUUAAUACUUUUCAAAGAAACAUAUGUCUAAUUCGACUGCUCAAAUUCAGAUCGAAAAAUUAUUCACAUGGUGACAUCCGGGCUACCCAGGAUAGGAAAAACAGUUGAGCCCAGAGCCCGUCUGUAAUUGAACCGAACCACUGAACCGAACCAUUGAACCGAACCAAUGUCAGUCAGUGGCUGGUGGAGAAAUGUGGGAACAGAUAUCAUGUUCUCAACAAUAUGAAAAGGAAGUGAUGACACUCAGAUCAAAGAUCUGCUGGAGAAGAUAGAAGAGACAGUGACACAAAACAACGGCUGCCAUUUUGAAAUUUUACAGCAGGGGAAGGAAAAUAGAAGAGAAGAGGAAAAGAAAGCAGAAUCACAGAUGAUGAGUGAAGAUGAGAUGUCUGACACAGUCUCUUUGAGAAGUUCUGCUUAUGGUUCAUUCAGAUCUCGAUCAGGUGCAGACAAAAGUUCAGUUUUUGCAUCAUCACACUCUAAAGACUCUCCGAUCUCAUUUACUGGUGGAUCAUACAACAAGAAAUUACAACAACCAUUGAGGAAUGAAGAUGAGAUGUCGGAUUUAGUCUCUCUUGGAAGUUCUGGAUAUAGUUCAUUAAGAUCUCUAUCAAGUGACAACAGUUCAAUUUUUGCAUCAACACGCUCCAUUGACUCCAAAGAUUCACAUACCAAUUUUUCAGAUGGAUCUUUACCCUUCACUCCUCAGUCUGUGGAACAUUCACAAAUCAAAGCAACAAAGAACACAGCCACGAUCUUAAAAUUAUUAAGAGGCAAACAGAAGAAAUGAGAAGAAAAAAGAUGUGAUGUUAUUUGUCCUAAAGAAAACCAAUGAAUGAAAUAAUUUGUAACUGACUCAACACAAAUUCUAUUUAAUAAAUUCAAACUAAACUACUACCUUAUUCCCCCAAUAAUAGUUUAAUUGAUACAGGUAACUGACGUAACUAAACCACAAUUACACAGAGCAGGGAAUACAGUUUGUG